Penicillium longicatenatum is the source of this 195-nucleotide messenger RNA. Its product is annotated as dolichyl-diphosphooligosaccharide--protein glycosyltransferase subunit 4. The record is from RefSeq and is a predicted model, not a curated record. Gene Ontology annotation, cellular component: oligosaccharyltransferase complex. The transcript has a single exon. Lineage: Eukaryota; Fungi; Ascomycota; Eurotiomycetes; Eurotiales; Aspergillaceae. Bases 1 to 195 code for a protein of 64 amino acids.
AUGAUCUCCGACAAUGACCUCUACCGCCUUGCCAUCUUCUUGGGCUCAUGCGCCAUGAUGAUGAUCGUGCUCUACCACUUCCUUGAUGUCAAUGCUCGGGAUGACGAGGAGACUACCGACACCAAGCCAGUCAAGAACGAGGAAUCCAGCGUGCCCUCAGACAAUGCCCCCCGAUCGACGACCAAAGCGAAAUAA